Gilbertella persicaria is the source of this 2255-nucleotide messenger RNA. Its product is annotated as acyltransferase ChoActase/COT/CPT. Lineage: Eukaryota; Fungi; Mucoromycota; Mucoromycetes; Mucorales; Choanephoraceae. Gene Ontology annotation, biological process: carnitine metabolic process. The coding region runs from base 57 to 2168 and encodes 703 amino acids. The transcript is spliced from 6 exons. The record is from RefSeq and is a predicted model, not a curated record. Gene Ontology annotation, cellular component: mitochondrion. Gene Ontology annotation, molecular function: carnitine O-acetyltransferase activity.
AUCACACGUAUAAAUUCUCACAAAGUUUUUCUAUUUUUUUUCUUUUUCCUUUAACAAUGACUACAGCCGGUUUAAUUUCCCCCGAAAUUUCGCCCACAUGCAAGAACUCUAUUUUACCCAUGAAUGAUGUGCUUGGAGGAGAAACGUUUAAAUUCCAAGAUAAAUUACCUAAAUUACCUAUUCCUGAACUAAAAGACACUGCUCAAAAAUACCUUACUGCAUUAAAGCCUUUACAGUCAGCAGAAGAGCACGAACAAACAAAAAUAGCAGUUCAAGAAUUCCUUCAACAAGAAGGUUCUGCACUUCAAGCCAAGCUCCAGACUUAUGCAACUGACAAAUCAUCGUAUAUUGAAGAAUUCUGGUAUGAUUCUUACCUUCAACACACAGACCCCGUCGUGCUCAACUUGAACCCUUUUUUCUUGCUCGAAGAUGAUCCUACACCUUUGCGUAACGACCCUAUUGUCCGUGCUUCUUCUCUAAUCUAUUCCACUGUUAAUUUUAUCGAAGCCCUGCGCAACAAAACUUUGGAGCCUGAUGUUUUUCGUGGCACACCUUUAUGUAUGUCUCAGUUCAAUCGAUUGUUCAGUACAGCCCGUGUGCCUACACAGAACGGUUGUUAUAUGGCUCCUGCUGGCGAUGCACGACACGUUGUCGUCUUGGCCCGGUCUCAAUUCUAUCACUUUGAUGUGUUUGAUGAACAAAACAACAAUAUCCUAACUGAAAAAGACAUUGCUGCCAACUUAAAAGCCAUUAUGAAAGAUGCAGUGGCUACACCUGUGGAAUCUGUGGCUCAACAUGCAAUUGGUGUCCUGACGACUGAGAAUCGAUUGAAUUGGGCCAGAUUAAGACAAGAGUUGAAUUCGGAUCAGACAAAUGCAGAUAAUCUAAGGGUAGUUGAUACUGCUCUGUUUAUUGUAUGCCUUGAUCAUGAAGAACCUGCAGAUACGAAUGAGUUGAGUACAAAUAUGUUGUGCGGUACUUAUCGACUUGUCAAUGGUAUGCAAGUAGGAACAUGUACUAAUCGCUGGUAUGAUAAACUUCAGAUUAUUGUAUGUAAAAAUGGCAGUGCUGGUAUAAAUUUUGAGCAUACCGGCGUCGAUGGUCAUACUGUACUUCGGUUCGUAUCUGAUAUUUACACAGAAACUAUUCUUCGUUUUGCAAAGACAAUCAAUAGCCAGACCAAAUCUAUCUUCCACUCUUAUAAGCGAGAAUCAGUGGCUUGUAAUCAACAAUCGAUUGAUAUCAAUCCUCGCAAGAUUGAAUGGCAUCUGACUGAACCUCUUCACUUGGGGAUUCAGUUUGCAGAGACUCGAUUGAGUGAUUUGAUCUUACAGAAUGAAGUCAAAGUAUUAGAAUACAACAAGUAUGGCAAAUAUUUUAUUACCGACAUGAAAAUGAGCCCCGAUGCUUUUGUGCAGAUGGCAUUUCAAGCUGCUUAUUAUGGCCUAUAUGGUAAAUGUGAAUGUACCUAUGAGCCUGCCAUGACCAAAGCCUUUUUACAUGGUCGCACAGAAGCCAUUCGCAGUGUGUCUGAUGCCUCUGUUCAGUUUGUCAAGACUUAUUAUUCAAAAACUGCUUCUAGUCAUGAGAAAUUAGAAUCCCUAAGAGCUGCUCUCAAGUACCAUACAAAACUAACAAAAGAAUGCUCAUUGGGUCUGGGCCAAGAUAGACACUUGUAUGCUCUUGACUGUUUAUGGGAUCGUCUAUAUUCAGAUCAAAAGAAGCCUCGUAUCUUUACAGACAGUGGAUGGAAGACAUUAAGUCAUACAGUCAUUAGUACAUCCAACUGUGGUAAUUCCGCACUUCGACUAUUUGGUUUUGGCCCUGUUGUUUCAAAUGGUUUCGGUAUUGGUUAUAUUAUUAAAGAAGAUGGUAUUGCUUUUGUAGCCUCCUCAAAGCAUAGACAAACACAACGUUAUUUAGACACACUCAAGACAUACUUGAAUGAUAUUCAAUCCUUAUUGAUCAAAGAAAAGUACCCAACAGGCAUUUCUCAUCGUCAACGUGUGUUGGAACUACAAGAACAACAACUUCAGAACAAUGUAAAUGGCUAUAGUUACUUUGAUAAUGGUGACAGUAGUGAGUCAGAUGUAUCUAGUCUAAGCAGUGCUUCUACACUGCGUAAGAAAGUGGGUAAGCGACUUGUUUUGCAUGAAACAGAUGAAUAAACAAAAAAAAAUGUUAUUUAUUGUGACCCAUUGAUGCAUGUCGCUUUGUUUCUUUGGUUACUUUUAUGUCUUUUUAAAGCAUCCAAU